Messenger RNA from Staurois parvus, 1236 nucleotides. The record is from the annotation of a GenBank genome assembly. NCBI's taxonomy places the organism in Eukaryota, Metazoa, Chordata, Amphibia, Anura, Ranidae.
UUUCUUCUUUUUCUUUUUAUAGGAGAUGUUCGAGUAAGAAGCAGAGCCGGCUUUGAGUCUGAAAGACGUGGCUCUCACCCUUACAUUGAUUUUCGUAUUUUGCACUCACAUUCGGAAAUUGAAAUCUCCUUGUCGGCACGAAACAUACGGCGGUUGUUAAGUUUUCAGCGGUACUUAAGGUCCUCUCGAUUCUUCCGUGGUGUCACUCCACAGAAUUCACUGUACAUUUUGGAUGAUGAUUACAAUGGACAAGCCAAGUGCAUGCUGGAAAAAGUCGGAAACUGGAAUUUCGAUAUAUUUCUUUUUGAUAGGUUAACGAAUGGAAACAGUCUUGUCACCUUAACCUUUCAUCUCUUGAAUCAUCAUGGUCUAAUCGAUCACUUCCACUUAGACAUGGUGAAACUGCGGAGAUUUUUAGUUAUGGUUCAAGAAGACUACCACAGUCAGAACCCAUACCACAACGCAGUGCAUGCUGCUGAUGUGACUCAGGCCAUGUACUGUUAUUUAAAGGAACCCAAGCUUGCCAAGUCUCUCACUCCAUGGGAUGUCCUGCUGGGUUUAAUUGCAGCUGCAACACAUGAUCUGGAUCAUCCUGGUGUAAAUCAGUCUUUUUUAAUAAAAACAAACCACUACUUAGCAACUUUAUAUAAGAAUACCUCAGUAUUAGAAAACCACCACUGGAGGUCAGCAGUGGGCUUGUUGCGAGAAUCUGGUUUGUUUGCACACACGUGUUUGGAAGAAAGGCAACAAAUGGAAAGCCAGUUGGGUUCCAUCAUUCUUGCUACAGACAUUAGUCGGCAAAAUGAAUACCUGUCACAGUUCAGAACCCAUCUAGAUAAAGGUGACUUAUGCCUGGACAAUGCUGGUCAUCGCCAUUUCAUCCUGCAGAUGGCUUUGAAGUGUGCAGACAUCUGUAACCCUUGCCGGACCUGGGAACUGAGCAAGCAGUGGAGUGAGAAAGUGACUGAAGAAUUCUUCUACCAAGGGGAUGUGGAAAGAAAAUGCAACUUGGACAUCAGUCCGCUGUGUGACAGGAACACAUCUAACAUAGCCAACAUCCAGAUCGGUUUUAUCACCUAUUUGGUGGAACCAUUGUUUGUGGAGUGGGCCAGGUUCAGUAACACCAGGCUGUCACAGACCAUGCUAGGCCACGUCGGACUAAAUAAAGCCAGCUGGAAAGGAAUGCUGCAGGAACGGUCUAGUAGUGAAGAAGCUGAUCCUGCUUUUGAUGACUGA